AUGGGUCCCAUGGACUCUGAACCAGUGUACUUUUGGAAACCAGAAUCAGAGAAUGGCUACCUGGGCCAAUGGUAUACGUCGGAUUUUACUUGGGCCAGGAAUGCCGCUGACGCUCAUGGCGACGUUGAAAUCGUCAAAUAUGACAAUGCUGAACAAUUCAUGAUGCACCGCAAGGGCCUCCUCUUCGCGCCAGACGAUCCUAUCACCCAGGAGAUUCUCGCGCGAGACUCUCCAUCACCCCAUCCUCGAGAUCUAAGAAGCCUAGGCCGGCAAAUACCCAACUUCGACGACGCAGUGUGGAAGACCCAUCGCUAUGCGAUCGUCGUUGAAGGCAAUUACCUGAAAUUCACUCAGAACCCGCAGCUCAAGGAGGAGCUUUUGGCCACGGGGGAUAGGGAGCUUGUAGAGGCUAGUCCGCGAGAUCGGAUAUGGGGUGUAGGAUUUGGGGCGAAAAAUGCUGGCGCAAGAAGGAAGCAUUGGGGGUUGAAUUUGCUUGGGAAGGCGUUGAUGGAGGUGAGGGAACGAAUUCGAAAGGAGGAUGAGGAGGGGCCGCAGGCGGCUGCUGGUGGAGAAAAGAAGGAUGCGGCAUAG
Messenger RNA from Histoplasma mississippiense, 591 nucleotides. RefSeq lists its product with no specific name. Bases 1 to 591 code for a protein of 196 amino acids. The transcript has 2 exons. Lineage: Eukaryota; Fungi; Ascomycota; Eurotiomycetes; Onygenales; Ajellomycetaceae. The record is from RefSeq and is a predicted model, not a curated record.